CGUCCUUGUACCUUGACCUAAGUCAGUACACCAGCAUUGCUCAUUAGGACUUAAAGGCGUACUUCAGCUUGCAGCGGAAGAAGGUAUGUCAUCGAGGAACUGUAUCUUCAGAAAUUUGAACCGGUGUGACAGAAAUUGUACUUAAUAUUCUGUGGGGAUACGGAUAAGCCAUGAAGAGGUACUGCCCUGCUACCUUUUCUUUGUAAAUGCGAGCAGUGGUGAACUAUACUUGUCAGAGAAGAGUUUUGAGUUGUGGAACACUCAGCUGUGCAGCAAGGAGUCGGUACCCAAGGCGGAGUUACGUUUCUUGUGCCUCAUACUCAUUUCUAGUGAUUGAAAGAAAAUCCUGUACCUCCAGAUUCUUUAACACUUCUAAAGAUGCCAUUUAAUCUAGAUACCAUGGGAGAAAAAGGACAUUUUAAAUACUGUCCAAAUGAAUGGAGAGAGUGGAAGAAACCUGGAGCUGUCUGUACUGUUAAUUCUUCCUGGCCUCAAGAGGUGUCCGCUGGGGUCCCCCUCAGGCAAGUUCUCUGCCUGUUCUUGGCUUACGGAAAGAUGCAGAAUAAAGAACUGGACAGAACACGUCAAUCGUAUCGAUCACAAACUUACAUUUUCUAUUUUCGAGCAAUGUGAUAUUUCUUAUAUACCGUAAAGAGUGCAACUAUGAAGGGCUUAAAUGAUGUAAAUCAGGUGGUUAAUGAUGCCACUGUGUCAUUAGUGGAAGAAAAUUUGCUGUAGACGUCAUUCUUGGGAGCACACAGUCUCUUUUGUGACUGCAUAUGCUUGUAUAGGCAAAGCAUUUUAAUAUUUUUUUAUAUUUAAACUUGUAUAGAAUGGUGCACAGAGAAAACACUUGAUUUUUGUUGGUACCUUUUCCUUAACUGUCCCUGUGCUUCACGUCUACCCUGCAUCUCACAGCAAAGGGACAGAGCAAAGCCUAUAGAAGUUUCUUUAAAAUACCUGACUAUUUGGUAAAAUGGAGUCCUUUUUCUUGAAGAAACAGUUUGGAAAGGGGAAAGUUGUUGUACCCCAUUGGGUGAUACUGUUUGGGUCUGGUUAAGGGCAUGCAUGGGUUUGGGUGGGGAGGCGUGUUUUGUGUAUUUUUGUUUCUUUUUUUAAUCAUGGACGCCUUUGCAACCUUGCAUGAAAUGAUCGGAGGAGGGAAGAAUAGGGGCGGGCGAAGGUCGUUACGCUUGUUAAUUGUCUGGAUAAUGAGCUAAAUGUACGGGCCUCGGUAUUUGUGCUCAAUAAAACCCGCCUGGGUGGCAGAGCCAGUGCUGGGUGCUUUGGGCUGUGCGGGGAGCGCGGCGGGGACUGUCCCCCCGCGGCCGCCGUAGCGCGGGGCCGGGCCGGGCGGUGGCUCCGCCCCCCUCCCCUCAGCCAUGGCGGCCCCGGAGCCGCCGCCGCCGCCGCCUCCGGGCGAUGGCUCCAAGCCGCUGAGCGGGCUCCUCAGCGGCAUCGCCCAGGCCGCCUACCACGGCAAGGCCGGCAUCACGGAGGAGCUGCUGCGGGGGCAGCUCUACCCCGAGGCGGCGCCGGAGGAAUUCCGCGCCCUGCGAGCCAAGAUGGGCGGCCUGCUGCAGUCAAUUGCUUCAGCGGACAUGGAUUUGAAUCAGCUGGAGGCUUUUCUCACCGCCCAAACCAAAAAACAAGGUGGCAUCACAGCUGAUCAAGCUGCAGUCAUUGCAAAAUUCUGGAAGAACCACCGAACAAAGAUCCAUGAGAGCCUGAUCAACCAAAGCCGUUGGGAUAAUGUCCUGAAAAACAUGAACUGGCGAGUGGAUCUGAAGUCACAGUCAAGACACAUCGAUCAGAUAAACACUCCUGUUGCAAUAGUUGAAAUGGAAUUGGGAAAAAAUGGGCAGGAAUCGGAGUUUCUCUGUCUGGAAUUCGAUGAGGCCAAGGUGAGCCAGAUGCUGAAGAAACUCUCGGAAAUAGAGGAGAGCAUGACUUUGCUGACUCAGACCACUUAACCAAAUAAAGAGAUUGCAACUCAGAGAA
Molecule: messenger RNA, 2001 nt
Organism: Chroicocephalus ridibundus (black-headed gull)
Lineage: Eukaryota; Metazoa; Chordata; Aves; Charadriiformes; Laridae
Gene: COMMD1
Product: copper metabolism domain containing 1
Exons: 3
Coding region: 1383-1973 (196 amino acids)
Biological process (GO): copper ion homeostasis; regulation of proteasomal ubiquitin-dependent protein catabolic process; negative regulation of sodium ion transmembrane transport
Cellular component (GO): endosome
Source: RefSeq, a predicted model, not a curated record